UCGCGUGCAGUCCUGUCAUCCGUCUGACAUUUGAUUAUGGUUAUAAAACGGAGCGCUGUUUACUCUCGUUCGCAGUUUGAUAUAACAUGGCGAGUCGUUCGCCUCGUCAGAAGGUAAGAUUCGUGCUGGCACUCGCAUCCAUCGCGACGGUACUGCUGCAAAGCGCAAGAACAGUCCAUGCCCACGACCAGGCCGUCUUCGAUUCCCUCCGCCUCAUCAGAACUGGCGCGGCCGAAGAAGACAACCUCGAAGGCUCGAGGAAAGUGUGGUUCGAGGUGGCAGGAAGAGGUCUCUAUCAGGGCAUCGGCAACAAUAUCCUCGUGACGGAUGCGAAGGAGCUCAAGGGCUCGGAGUGCGCCGUGAGCAAGGACCGUCUGAUCCAGACCAACCUCACGGAGAUUGUGGUCGAACACAAUUCCGCGAGGUUCGCGAUGGUAAUACCUCUUAGUGUUGAAGGCGAAGUGUACUUCUGUUUACCUCGAUCGGCUGUGAACGAUGACGAGAUCAUCAGCCCGGCGGGAUGGUACCAUCAGGGAACCACAGUGGCCAUCCUCCUGAACAGCACUGACCUAGGCCCAGUGCAAAAGCAUUCUAGAGAUGUAGAACAAAUGGAGAAUUUGCUGAGUAAGGUGAAGGUCCACGGUGUGAGAGUUGACGUUGCACCGAAGGAGCCGCAUCUCGACGAAUAUGGUGUGCCUUACCUGCUGGCUGGAAGUACGUACACGCUGCGACUGUUCGGCCGUGGUUUUUCCGAGCACACCUUGAUCACAUUUACACAGUACAAGGGAAACUACGGUGAUUCCUGUCAGAUCCCGGCCACCGGAGUAUUCGAAAUAGUGAACGGGUCUCUUCAGCAGGACUCGGUGCAGGUGGUGAUGCGGCUCCCGCCUGCGGAGCAGGACGGUCCAUUCUACAUUUGUGUGCGGGAAGGAACCGCGAAGUUGGUGGAGAGAGUGACGGAUAGCAGACCGUUUGUGCAUCAGGGCAGUGAGCCAUGGAUACGUGUGAAAAGUUUCGAGAAGAUGGUACCCAUCUGGGCCGCCAUCACGAUCAUCUGUGUGUGCUUGUGCUUUUCGGCCCUAUUCUCGGGUCUGAACUUGGGUCUCAUGUCCCUCGAUCGGACAGAGUUGAAGAUCCUGUGCAACACCGGCACAAACAAGGAGCAGCAGUACGCGAAGAAGAUCCAGCCCGUUCGCAAUCACGGCAACUAUCUACUCUGCAGCAUCCUCCUCGGUAACGUGCUAGUGAACUCGACGUUCACCAUCCUCCUGGACGAUCUGACUUCGGGCGUUAUUGCCGUCAUCAGUUCGACACUGGCCAUCGUCAUGUUCGGCGAGAUCACGCCGCAGGCGAUCUGUUCGAGACACGGCCUGGCCAUCGGCGCCAAGACCAUCGUCAUCACCAAGCUGGUGAUGGCCGUGACCUUUCCACUUUCUUAUCCCAUUUCCAAGAUCCUGGACGUUCUGCUCGGCGAGGAAAUCGGCAGCGUUUACACCAGGGAACGCCUCAAGGAACUCGUAAAGGUUACGACAGGAGAGAACGAUUUGGAUAGGGACGAGGUGAACAUCAUCAGCGGCGCUCUGGAGUUGCGCAAGAAGGCCGUCGCCGAGGUUAUGACCAAGAUCGAAGAUGCCUUUAUGUUGGACUACGAGGCCAUCCUCAACUUCGAGACAGUUUCUGAGAUCAUGAAAUCUGGAUAUUCGCGGAUACCGGUGUUUGAGAACGACAGAAAGAACAUCGUGACGACCCUGUACAUCAAAGACUUGGCGUUCGUAGACCCCGACGACAAUACGCCGCUGAAGACGUUGAGCCAAUUCUACCAGAACCCGUGCAAUUUCGUCUUCGAAGACGUCACCCUCGACGUCAUGUUCAAAGAUUUCAAAGAAGGUAAUAAAGGGCAUAUGGCUUUCGUAAAUAGGGUGAACAAUGAGGGCGAGGGCGAUCCGUUUUACGAGACCAUCGGUUUGAUUACCCUCGAGGAUGUCAUCGAGGAGCUCAUCCAGGCUGAGAUCAUGGACGAAACGGAUGUGUUUACCGACAAUCGGUCGAAACGUCGCAGGGCGGAUAGGACCAAGCAGGAUUUCACGGUGUUCGCGGAGCGACGAGGCGAAAAUAACAGGAUCAGGAUCAGUCCGCAACUUACGCUCGCGGCAUUCCAAUACCUGAGCACGAGUGUUGAACUCUUCAAGACGAACACCAUCUCGGAGACGAUACUCAGGCGACUGCUAAAGCAGGACAUCAUCAAUCACGUGAAGAAGACCAAGGACUGGAGGAACGACCCGCUGGCUGUGAUCUAUCAGCAGGGUAAACCAGCUGACUACUUCGUUCUGAUCCUCGAAGGAAGAGUCGAGGUGACGGUCGGCACAGAGAACCUUAUGUUCGAGAGCGGAGCAUUCACCUACUUCGGAACGCAAGCCCUGAUCCAGAACGUCGGCGUCGUGGAAUCACCGUCGACGCUCGGUAGUCUUCAAUCACUCAACAUGGACAGCAUGCUGAGAUUCACCUUCCAACCGGACUACACGGUGCGGGCCUGUUCCGAAGUCCUCUACAUGAAAGUGAAGAGAAACCUGUAUAUGGCUGCAAAAAGGGCUUCCCUGAUGGAGAGAUCGCAGCGGGACAACACGACGGCCUCCACAGAUCAAUUCGACGACGAAGUGGAAAAGUUGUUUGAUGACGAAUCAGACGAUUUUGCGUUGCGUUUUGAAAAGUCUGCUGUUGUUGAUGGCACCUCCGACCAGCUGCUGCACUCUCUGGAGGAGGACGGUAGUAUCGGUACCAAUUCGCCGGAGCCGAAGAAGAGACUCUCAGUACACGAGGUGCUUGUGAACAUGAGCCAGAACGCCAGUCCGAAGACGCCAUCCGUCAAAUCCCAUCUGAGUCCGACGGUGAUGCGUUCCUUCGGCAGCGGCGGCAUCCACGAGCUGAACGGUUCGGUGAAGCCGAACCCCAUGGACGAGAUUCUGAGCAGGGAGGAGGAGAAGCACCAGCUUCUGCCAAGGAAGUCAUAACGAACAAUGCCUGGCCCCGGCGAAGAUCCGCGCCGCGGCCAACCAGGUCUUUUACGUUCUGUACUUAAGCGGUUGGAAGAUAUACGGAAAUACUUAGAAUUCACACUUAGUUAAUGAGAUAUAAAUAUUUAUAAAUAUAUAUAUAUAUUGUGAAAAGAAGAAAAAGAAAAAAGAGAAGAUAUAUAAACCUAGAGCAGCGCACUAGAAAUAUAUGCUAUUGUUGGAACGAAUCAUUUCUCCGCGUUUCCAUCGAAACGCAACCUUAACGAACGAAGUUUUAACAAACACCAAGUAGCUGUUAUUGUUUCAUUACCUUUUGUUUUUUUCUGCCUAUAAGAGCAAUUUCUGUUAUAUUCAUAAUUUAAGAGAAAUGUUGUUUGCAUGUCAAUUCAGAAGAGUUUGUAAAUUUAUAUAUAUAUAUAUAAAAAAUACGAUAUUUUCAUCCAUCUGGUACAUUGCAUACAUACGGUUCAUCAUCGUUAUAAUAUACUGCUAUAAAUAACAAUUUGUAACAAACACGAAUUACUGAGUGAAACUUUGCAAUAAUACGUGUGCCAUAUAUUAUUAACUUUUUUUUUGAGAACGAAGAAGAUAUUUGUUCUAUCGCCGUUGACCUGCGUGUGCUUAACUAGAGUAAAGAAGAAGUUAUUUAUGUUUAAAUUCGUAGAAUCCAUCCAUGUGAAAAUUUAUAAACAAUCAUUUUCCUCUAUCAUGGGCGCAGACAAUUUACAAAAUAUAUUUCAUUUACAAAAUACAAAAUAAAAACACAAUCAACGUGCUUAAACUUAUGAAGAUUACUAAUUUACUCUCUCUCUCUUUUUGUUGUUGUCAGUUUAUUUUUUAUUCCAGCUUUUAAACCGAAUGUUCUACAACUUUUU
Nicrophorus vespilloides is the source of this 3886-nucleotide messenger RNA. It is a transcript of the gene uex, whose product is annotated as metal transporter CNNM4. Bases 87 to 3008 code for a protein of 973 amino acids. Gene Ontology annotation, cellular component: plasma membrane. Gene Ontology annotation, molecular function: transmembrane transporter activity. Gene Ontology annotation, biological process: transport; magnesium ion homeostasis. The transcript has 11 exons. The record is from RefSeq and is a predicted model, not a curated record. NCBI's taxonomy places the organism in Eukaryota, Metazoa, Arthropoda, Insecta, Coleoptera, Silphidae.